Porites lobata is the source of this 3167-nucleotide messenger RNA. The record is from the annotation of a GenBank genome assembly. Lineage: Eukaryota; Metazoa; Cnidaria; Anthozoa; Scleractinia; Poritidae.
AUGUACGAUUUCUAUUCCACGAACUUCGCCGCGUAUCAGCCGCCAUCUUACCCCAACGCGUACGUUUACGGCGGUCCUGAUAUGAACGCACCGUGUAACUACCGCUUCUCAAACUAUGGAUACCACACUGGGCCAAGCUAUCAAGCGCAGUACGAGCGUGUCCCGAUCCCAAAUCCAGUCGCCAGUCAUACCCAUGCACAGAGCAUGAAAAUGGUUGCCGAUAGCACGCCCUCAAAGGGAGAGAUUUUAACGACAACUCUUCGUCAUUUUCCUCCCACUCCACCGCCUAUUAUGAACUCCAUUAGCGGCUGUAGCGAUGGGCCGUUAAGAAAGACAUGCAACGUGGAUAAACUUCUUGAGGAGCUCAGCGAUGAAGGUAAAGUGACAAUGAUUGUGUUUAUAGUUUUUAGAUUGAAUACGCAAACUGAAUUAGGAUAAUAGUUUCCUAUAUCUUUUUUAAAUGUUGUUUUAUACUCGACCUUGUGAACUGUUCAUUGUGCACUUAGUUUUGAAACAGACUGCCCAGGUAUUAGCUUUCUAUUUUUCUAUCAAACAAGAGAACAGUAUGUAAUGUCCAUGAAAUGUUUUGUACGCGCGUCUCUCAAGAUUUCCAAAUGUUAUUGUCAACGCGUUAUUUUUGGAUGGAUAAACAACUAUGAAACUGACUUUGCUUCUCGCCUGUAAAUUCCUACUGAAACACUGAUUUAGUGAAUUUAGUUGCAGUUAAAUUUAUUGAAAUCCCUUUCUUUAUCUUCUUUCUCACAGCUUCUUUAAUUCUUUGUUAUGUCGCCUUUCUCUGGGAAAGACGAAAAGGAUCUUUACUCUGAAUUCAGUAUACUGUCUUAGUUCAAUUUGUUUUAAACUAGUUAAUUCAAAUUUAAUUGCCACUCACUUCAGUAUGAUAGAUAAAUAUACCGUCGUUAGAAAUGUGUGUGUGUGUCAGAGCUUACAGCACUCUCAAAUUCCAACCGAAAAAAGUGACCAAAAUCAGAACGACCAAAUCAUAUAAUCUGGGGCAAACAUAGAAGUUGCAAAUUGCUGUGUUUAACAGUGUCCGUGAAACUUAAGUUGGUAAAAUUAUAUUCACUUAAUAUGACUUCAUUACGGUACUAGCCUUUUAAAAGACAGUUUUCUACACAAUUGACAAGUCAUAUUAAGCGUCAAUAUGCCUAGUCGAAUUUCUUUCGCUGAACUUUCACUUCUCACGUAAGGGAUAUGAAUGGACCCGACUUUUCGAAGAAUGCUAUGGGUAUCGCCAUGAAUGAUCGAGGGGUUCGACACAUCUAGUUGCUACAAUACUUGUUCAUGUCUAUGAGAAGUAGGAGCUAUAAUCUGUGACUCGAACUAUAAGGGUAUAAACGCCCAAUUUUAAAAUUCAGCACUGACUUUGAAAUACUUGAGACAUACUAAAACUUUCAAAAAUAUUACACACUUAAAUAACCAUCUCGAUUGCUUUUGAGCAUGUCAUUUCUUGCCUUUUCUUCACGCUUUUAUCACGAGAAUAUGGCUCAAUCCACUAAGCUCAAUCAUGUGCCUUCUAAGUUCAGAUUUUUUUAGUCGUUUGAGUUCAGGUUUAGGCUAUGCUCAUAAGAGUUUGCCUUUGCUUUUGUUCGGAUCCCACUCUGGUCUCUGUAAUAAAGCAGAAACCCGAUCAGUCGAACUCCCAGCUAACUCGACCUAAGUCCCAUUUCAUUUCCCUUGCCAAGUUGCACCCCCCUUUUCAAUCUGUUUCAGUCAUUUUUACUCGGUUAACUCGAACUCGUAUAACUCGAAUUCCUCGCUAACUCCGACUAAUUUUCCUUUCCCUUCACCAAAAUUUAACUCGAAUUCGCUGAUGUUGUUUUCCCUUAAGUUAGAAUGUUAUAAAAGCAGACAGGAUGAUUGACAACAAUGAGUCCCUCUUGAUCUCAGUCCAAAAGAAUCUGCAAUCAUGAUAGAUCUGCUUGUUAUUGAUAAACAUUUUGCUAAAAAAUUUGGGAUACCCUUAAAGGAGUUGAGAGGGCGUCGGUACAAAAUUUGCAAGACAAACAUUUCGCUGACCAAUAUGUUUCGCCUAAGAAAUCCCUUGUCAUAUUGCAAAGGAUGACCGCUCCUAGGAGGUGUAGUACUUCUAAGCUUUGAGACUGUGGACGAAAUCCCUCCAUAUUACCAUUCGUAUGACGCCUCUUGAGCUCAGCACUUUUAUAUAUUAAUUUUUUCUACAAGAUUUUUUCACUGAGAUUAGGAAUUUUCCUAUAUUUUCACUUUGCCUUGUUUUAGAAAGGAAAAGUUUAAUAGGUGCAGUGGAUAAAAGGGUUUGAGAACACAAACGCACGUAAGCCAUUCUUGCUUAAAAAGUGUGCGAUAUUACAAGGAUAACAGUGGAUCACAGUUCAUGAACCUUUUUCUUCCGACGAAUAGGCGUAUACAGUAGGAUACCAGUUUUCCAAACCCUUGGUUUUUCGAAGUUUCCGAUUAUUCGAACCAAACCUAACUUACCCUCACCAGUCAAACACUGUAAUUUUGCGCUCAUUUUUCAAACCCUUCGAUAAUUCGAACCAGUUUGCUUUUCCUAGGGUGGUUUGAAGUGCCAUUGGGAUUCCAUUAAAUACAUAAAAAGUUUAUAGGGGGUUUGGGUCAAAGUUUGAUUUCUCACAAAACAUCCCAAUUUCCACACUGGUGAAACUCCCAUUUUAAGAAAGCUGUAUUCUUAGAAAACAACUUACUUCGUUUCUGGCAUAGUUUUAUUAUAUUUUUUUGCUUUUAUCUCCUGAAGAAAGUUUCUGGCAAUACUCUAAGAUUAACAUGAUGUAUCACUAAGUUGGAAAAAAGGGCAUUUUAGGGAAUUCAUACUAACUUUUGAAAUCUUGGUUUACAAUUUCUUUCAUAAGUAAUUCCUGAAUUUUAAAAUUUCCUCAGACGAAAAGACAGAAGCAAGCAAAAACAAAGCACGAAAAGAGAGGACGGUUUUCACCAAGUACCAACUUCAUGAGCUUGAAAGAGAGUUUGAAAGAAACAACUACUUGACAAGACUAAGGCGAUACGAAGUGGCGGUAAGCUUAGAUUUAACCGAGAGGCAAGUUAAGGUGUGGUUUCAGAACAGGCGUAUGAAGUGGAAAAGAGUUCGAGGCGGAGUGCCCCCAAGAAAGAUAGGUGUCGUGGAUCAUAUGGACUUAGCUGUUUGUUGA